CUGAGGGAUAUGGGACGUCUCAAAGAUUUUACUUAACGUUCAAUAUGCAAGAACUAUAUUCCACUGACCGUCACACAAACAACAAUUAAUCAAUCAAAAAAAUAAUGAAAGAUUUUGACCAUCUAUGCGUUUGACUGUCCCUCUGGUAUCUUUCGUCCCUCUUUUAUUGAGACAGAAAAAAAAAAUGGAUAAAGAAUAGUCCUUUUUUUAGCAUUGUAAAAACAAGAAAAAAACAACAAGAAAAGCUUGAUCAAAACUUCAGCAGUACGGAAGAAACAAACUGAUUAUAGAUAAUUAUUCUGUUUUGAUAUAUGUAUGAGUCCGGCUGCCCCAUAAUUGGAGAUAUCGUAAAUUUUCUAAUAUGUAAAUGGUUGUUCUGAAACUGUUAAUAAAAUGAAAAGACUACCACUAAAAAUCAAAUGUUUUAUGGUUUUAAUGAUGUUUGUGUCUGUUUAUGUUUAUGGCAAUCUAGUAUGGUCAUUAAAUAUCAAUCAUUUGAAAACAGACACAUUUCUAGAAAUAGGCAAAUGCCCUGCAUGUUUUGGACAUAGUAUGUGUAUAAACAUGAAAAAUGAAAAGAUUUAUUUUACUGGAUGGUCAAAAGUUCGACUGUUUGAUAUUAUAAACAUAAAAAAUGUACAUACAGCUAGACAUUUAGAUAACCAAGAACAAAUCAUCAUUAAAAAAUUAGGGCAUAAUAAAGAAUUUGAGAAUGUGGAUGAAAAAAUAUGUAAGGAUGCUAACAGACCCAAAGGUUGUGAUGUUGCCAGGAUUUUACAUAUCACAAACACUGGAGAUGAAAUCGUAAGAAAAGGUUUACUACCAAAGCAUUUAGAGGAAAUGAAUCAAAUGUUUGCAUGUCCGACAUAUAGUUUGAUAGACAGAGUACUGUCAUACUACAAAGAGAGAUUAAUACCUGCCAGAAGCAUGUUGAAUACCAGGGACAAAUUACAGAUAUAUGGUACAUCUCUGAUAAAUGCAGAACCAUUAAUGCUUCAGACGUUUCCAGCUGAAGAAGGAUGGUCAUUCCCAAAAUACUAUGGUGCAUGUGGAAGGUAUAUAGCUGUCAGCCAUGCAGGAGAGCCACUACAUAACUUCUUUUCUGAACCUUUUCACAAAAGAGCUGAUAUUGCAUAUCAGAUAAUGAAGAUAGCUGAUAAGUUGAACAAUGAAGGGAACCAGUUUGUAUUGUACUGGACUGAUUUAAGCCUUGACAAUUUAGUCGUUGAUAGCGCAGGGAAAGUCACCGUUGUAGAUUUAGAGGAUAUCAUAGUUGUUGACAGAGAUGCUAUUGCCAGAGCAAAACCAAGGAAAGACUGGUAUGAGGUCCAUCAAAGUUCUUUUGUUCAUUGUUACAGAAAGAAUUGUUUUAGAUUUUCUCGAGACGAUUUGUGUACACAUGUAAACUCUGAUCACAACUACUAUGCAGCAUGCAGAAUCAUCAUCUCUGAAUAUGUGAAUGAGCAAUCUCUAGGUUUAAUGCGAGGCCUUCUACAUGACAUGCCAAACUAUGCCAAUGAUGACUGGGACCUGCAGCACUUAUUGCAUGAAUGUGUUCAUGGUUAUACACCAGCAAGUAGGAUGAAAGUAAAAACUCAAUUAACAGAGGCUUUAUUUAAUUUGAGCAAUAUAAGGGACAGUAAUGAUGCUGCAAAACGGAAGAGGUAGCAAGCAUUAUGAAAGACGUGUUUCAGAAAACGUUACAGAUUAUUUCUAUUCCGUAAUAUAUUAUUAUCAUGCACACUCUUAAGACAUCACACAAAAGGGGUAAUCAAAAUUUAAUUAUCUUGAAAAUCCAGUUUAUCUGGCUAAGUAACUUACGCCGUUAUAGUUUUUAGAUUUGUAUAAGGAAAAAAGAACAUUUAUGUGUGGUUUUAGGGUUGGUUGAGCAUUUUGCUUCUUAAACUGUCUUGGAAGAACUAAUUGUAUCUUACCAAGGAUUUUGAUAACAGGUCCUACCAAUGAGUAUAAUUUAGGAAAGAAGUGAAAAUUAAAAUAAUAGUUUAUACCAUAAAUUGUGAUAUAUUUGAUAAGUUUUGGCCUGAUGAAAGUACAAAAAUUUAUCAUAAUAAGGCGUUUAUCAUAAGGAUUAGGACAAACUUAACAGUUUAAGAUAUUUUAUUUAGAUAUACUGUCAUGGUUACAUAUCAUUUUCAUUAAACGUCGAAUUGUUCACAAUGAUGAAUUUUGUAAAGUUCGCAGUAAAAUCAUGCAUACACAUUUUUUUUCAUUUUUUAUUUACCGUUCAUCUGCUCUAAGUAACUGAUUCCGCAAAAGUUUCAUCAUUUGAAAAUAAUUUCUGUUUUCCAGACAGGCCUAAUACAAUGUUUGUUUAAGUUAUAAUGUCAUAAGUUUCUUAUGUCAUUAAUCAAAAAUGUUUUUGAUUACUGAUAUAAAGUUAACAGUGCAAAUUUUACUGAACCAGAUGCGCAUUUCAACAAUUAAUAUCUCUUCAGUGAUGCUCGAGGGUAAAAUAUUUUAAAAUACAUCACUUAAUUCAAACGUUGAAAUGCUGAUAAAAUGAAAGGGCUGUGCUACAUAUGAAUGUUAAUCAUGUGGUGGUGACGCAAAAAGGAAAAAAAUACCAAUAUGCGUAGAUGGUUUUAUUUAUGCAGUCAGACGAUUAAAACAACCCCUUUUUUAUCAGAAAUGUUACUUUCGACAGAAAACCUGCUCUUAUUUUGAUUACAAUACAACAAACAACAAUACGUUAAUUACUGCCCCUUACCAAAAUAUUUCCCGAAGAUACAAAACAAAAAUUAUUAAACAUCUGUUAAAAAAACUAUUUGUAUUUUUUUAUUGACCUACCACCCCAUUUAUGUUCACAGUAUAACUUACGGUAUUUUCCAUGAAAGUUUACUAAGUUUGUAUGAGAUGCAAUAAAUAGCUACCCAAAAGCCUAUUCAUUAAGAAUAUACAAAAAGAGAGGCAAAAAAUACCAAAGGGACAUUCAAAUUCAUAAGUGGGAAAAUAAACCGACAACGCUAUGGCUAAAAAAGAAAAGACAAACAGACAAACAACAGUACACAAAACACAACAUUGAAAACUAAAGACUAAGCAACACGAACCCCACCAAAACUGGGGGUGAUCGCAGGUGCUGCGGAAGGGUUAGCAGAUCCUGCUCCACAUAUUGCAUCCGUCGUGUUGCUCAUGCAAGAACAAACCCGGUGAUAAGUCCAUUUCUGUAGGUCACAUUAGGGAGAAAAAGGACAGGAUUGUAGUUACGACAAUUGGAACAUAUCCGUCGUCAAUUGUGAAACAGUUAUUUCAUAACGGUCAACCAACUCGUGACGGCGUACGUAAAAGUUACGAAGAGAUGAUUUCAACUUUGAACUCUCUGUUUAAUAGCUUCCUUGUUAUCAGCAACCCUGUAUCAAGGAUAUCAUGAUAGGAAAUACAAGCCCUUGAACAUCGUAUCAACUGGGAGAUAUAUACUUCGUAUGCAGGCGCUGCUGGAUAGAUGAGUUCAACAAAUUUUGAAUUAUUUAAUGAGAGAACAUCAUCUUCAUAGCUGAAAGUGAAGUUAAAGAAUACUGCUAACUUUUGUUCUUUCUUCCUAAGAUGUUCCUGUAUGAGUCAGCCUCAUAAAGAAACAAACCGGCAAGAAGAGGAAAACAGUUGGUUUUCAUGGAAAUGCCGAUUGUUUGUUGAAAUACACGUUCUCGAUACAUAACAAAUAUGUUGUCAAUCAGAAAAUCAAGCAUCUUGAUAAUAUCAGUUUCAGAGAACAAAAUAAUACAAAAAGUAAAAAUUGAGGGAAUCGCAUGAAUCUAAACGGAACUAGACCGGGUGCAUUGACAGGGUAAACGUCUUCGACUUUGCAUGUAAUCAAAA
Mytilus californianus (California mussel) is the source of this 3834-nucleotide messenger RNA. Its product is annotated as divergent protein kinase domain 2A-like. Lineage: Eukaryota; Metazoa; Mollusca; Bivalvia; Mytilida; Mytilidae. The transcript has 5 exons. Bases 394 to 1668 code for a protein of 424 amino acids. The record is from RefSeq and is a predicted model, not a curated record.